Colossoma macropomum (tambaqui) is the source of this 1499-nucleotide messenger RNA. Its product is annotated as intraflagellar transport associated protein. Lineage: Eukaryota; Metazoa; Chordata; Actinopteri; Characiformes; Serrasalmidae. Gene Ontology annotation, biological process: acrosome reaction; spermatogenesis. Bases 141 to 950 code for a protein of 269 amino acids. Gene Ontology annotation, molecular function: intraciliary transport particle A binding. Gene Ontology annotation, cellular component: 9+0 non-motile cilium; cytosol. The transcript has 9 exons. The record is from RefSeq and is a predicted model, not a curated record.
GCUUUUCUGAGCUAAAAACUGUUUGGUAUAGUAUAUUUUCAUUUUGCCGCUGGCUUAUUUAAUUUUCCUCUCAACGAAUGUCUUAUGAAAAGAAAUAACGCGAGUGGUGGUGAUGGGAAUCACAGUGGAUUACAAAGUCUAUGACACAAAUAUUGCCAUUUUAUUUACUAUCCAAAACAACCACUGAGUCUACACCUACAGCUCCUGAGUUAACUCGGACACUGUUUAGGGGAAUGCCUGGUUUGCAGAGUAACUCUGGUGCUGUUUCUCAUGAUCGGGCCAUGGUGGAGGCUCUCGAACAGUUCUGCAACUCUUCAGAGCAGUCCUAUGAGCAGUUUCUGUCCACCUUCACGUACCUGACCACAGAGAACGUGACGAGGGGGAAUUUGGAGGUUCCUAGGGGGGAUAACAGCACCUCUGUUGGAAGGAUGAACAGAAGAAACAGGGAGGUUACAGACAGAGGGGUGGAUGUGGUGGAUGAAGGAGAAUCUCGAUCCAGAGUGGAGCAGAAUCAUCACGCACUCACUGCACAGCUGGACGAGUUGGUGCUGGAUGGCAGUGUCAUAGUAGGAAGACUUGGCCUUCUAGACGCUCUUCCUUCAGAUCCACCUGUAAAGUUUGAUAACUAUCUGGAUGACAUGGAGCCAGAAGAGGAAUCCUUGCAUGACGCCUGCCAAGACAACAGUGAUGAAGAGAUAACUGAUGUAGCAAGCCUUCCUGGAGAGGUUGAGGAGGAUUUGCCGGUCUACACACCCUCUUUCUGUCAUUACACACUGCUGGAACUCUCCUCUACUGCUCUACACAGGGCACACACUCCCCAGACCACUGCUGAGUGCCAGAGUGAAACUGAAGAAGUUCUGCCUUUCAGUCUGGAUGACACCUUCGACUAUGACAAUGUAGUGCUGUCUCACAAACAUCCCACCCAACACAGCACCAGUGGAUCCUCUUGACCCGUAAGUGACCACAGUCGAACUUAGGACAACUAAGGAAAUGGAGCAGCUGUGUAUCUGCCAAAUAAACAGCUCAUAAAAAAGCUGGAGUCAUUAUGUUAUGUACAGUGUGUGGUAGAAGAGAACACGUUGUGCUGUGUUUUUGAGCAUUCGCUGAACUGUGGUGUAUUUUUCCUCAGUGUUUUUUUUUUAAAGACUGCAACUGUUCAGCCCAUAAACAGCAAUAAUGGUGGUUUGAUAUUGUGCUGCUCUAAUCGGCGUGUAAGCGCAGGGCAUUUCCUCCAAAAAAGCCAUCUACGCAUAAAGAGGCCCGUGGCACUGCAGCCAGUUAGGGUUCAAAACCAGCAUUACUGUUUUUUGCAUGCGAGAAUCUGUGGCUUGCCGCUUUUUUGGGUAUCCCACUGAGAACACUCUUGGGAGAGCAAUUAAGUUCUUGUCGUUACAAGCUGCAUCGCACUGUGCUUUAUUCACUGGAACAAAACGCUUCAAGACUUUUUUUGUUUCCUCUUUGUGAACAUUUGAAAACCUGAAUAAAAGCCCUGUAUUUUA